Messenger RNA from Chenopodium quinoa (quinoa), 2209 nucleotides. RefSeq names its product embryogenesis-associated protein EMB8-like. The record is from RefSeq and is a predicted model, not a curated record. Gene Ontology annotation, molecular function: short-chain carboxylesterase activity; monoacylglycerol lipase activity. The transcript is spliced from 14 exons. Lineage: Eukaryota; Viridiplantae; Streptophyta; Magnoliopsida; Caryophyllales; Amaranthaceae. Bases 348 to 2081 code for a protein of 577 amino acids.
AACUUAUCUAGCCGACUUAUAUAUAAUUUUAUAUUCUGUAAUCCAUUGUCACCGUCCAUAGAGAAUUUCAAGUCCAUGAAUCAUAUGUGAAUCCAAUCAACAAUCCCAAAUUCAGAAAUGAGAAUACAGUUACACGUAAUUGUCAACCACCCAAACUACCAAAAAAAAAGUGAAAUUCAAAAAAAAGGAAAUCCACCAAAGCUUUUUUUUGUCUUCAUUUGCUUCAUUUCCAGUUUCUCAUGUCCAUCAAUUUACUUACUUAACUACUACUAUUAUUAAAUCUGGAAUUAGCAAUUCCAAAUUCCCAAUUGCAAUUCAUUAUCCCCAAUUUCUAGGGUUCUUCAAUCAUGGAAAAUUCAUCCCCAAUUUCUAACUUCAAUUCUCACUCUCCUUAUGAACUAAUAUUUCAAGCUCUUCUGAUGAUCCCAAUUUCUCACUAUUUCAUCGGAUUUGCGAUUAUUGUUGCGGUAAUUUUGUAUAAUUUUGUGGAAUGGCAUUUGAUUCGUGACAUUUUAACUGGAUUUAGAGGUCAACCAAUCACCUUAACUUUCAAUUCCGAAUCCAAACUUUAUGAGGGAGUUGUUUCGAAGUGUCGAAUUUUACAUGGAAGAUAUUUGGCUACUCCUUGGUUAGCUAGUCCUCAUAUUCAAACUACUUUUUUGAACUUUUUUGGAAGGCCCCCUGUAUUCAAUUAUAGAAGACAAAUGUUUCGUUUAUCUGAUGGUGGAACAGUUGCUCUGGAUUGGCUUAUGAGUUCUGAUGUGAUGGGGCAUGCAGUUUACAUUGACAAUGUUAUUCCUAAAGAUGAUAAGACUCCUAUUGUACUUGUAAUCCCAGGUCUAACAAGUGAUUCUAAUUCACCGUACCUGAAACAUCUUGUGUACAACACUGCAAAAUGUGGAUGGAAUGUUGUUGUAAGCAACCACAGAGGUCUUGGUGGUGUCUCUGUCACUUCUGACUGCUUCUAUAAUGCUGGCUGGACAGAUGAUGUUCGCAUAAUCAUUCAUCAUCUACAUCGUGAAUACCCAAGUGCUCCACUUUUUGUUGUGGGAACCAGCAUUGGAGCCAAUGUUCUGGUUAAGUUCCUUGGUGAAGAUGGGGAAAACAUUCCAAUUGCAGGUGCUGUUGCUAUUUGCUCUCCUUGGGACCUUUUGAUUGGAGACCGGUUCAUUGGUCGCAGACUUGUCCAGAAAUUGUAUGACAGAGCUCUUACCAUUGGCCUGCAAGGUUAUGCACAGUUGCAUCAACCCCGCUAUUCUCGACUUGCUAAUUGGGAAGGAAUUGUAAAGUCCCGCAGCAUCCGAGAUUUUGAUAAUCACGCCACCUGUCUUGUAGGAAAGUAUGAGACUGUCGACACAUACUACAGGCGAAAUAGCAGUACUAAUUAUGUGGAUAAAGUAGCUGUUCCGCUACUCUGCAUUAGUGCUUUGGACGAUCCUGUUUGUACCAAGGAAGCCAUUCCAUGGGACGAAUGCAGGUUAAAUAAGAACAUUGUUCUAGCAACAGCACAACAUGGUGGACAUCUUGCUUUCUUUGAAGGAAUAACUGCUUCCAGCCUCUGGUGGGUGAGGGCUGUCACCGAGUUCCUGGGUAUCUUACACUCGAGCCCAUAUAUGCAUAGACAAUAUAAGGUGCAGAUUCCUGGCUUAAUUCCUCCGUCGGAACCUUCAAUAGACCAGAGUCCAUAUAUAAGUGUUGCAGAAGAUGGGAUGGUUGCUGCUGUGGCCAAUGAACCAACAAGAACUGAUGAGUUUGAAGAUUCCUCCGAGAUUAUUAAACCAACCAUUGCAAUGGCUAAGGAGGACCGAGAUCAGCAGUUGAGAGAAUCAGUCCCAAAUGAUGUUCCUUCAGAAAGUCAAACCCAUGAACAGAAGUCCAGCACCUGCAAUGCAUCUUGUCACGGUGCAACUUCUCUUAUUAAGCGGCGUUUGGAACAGCUUACUCGUCAUUCUAAAAAAUCUAUAUGGUUGCUCGCUUAUGUGGCAAUUGUUACAAGUUGGCCCUUGGUGGGUUCAGCAUUCUACUUCUUUUUCAAAAGGAAGAUUAAGAACAUAUCGCCUUCCAGACUACAGAAAAAAUAAUGACUCAAGCUGGUAACUAUUUCCAGAAUUCUGUACGUGUCUUAGUGGCUUCUGUAAUACCUGCAUUUUUAACAUGCUGAUUACAUUUAUAAAUUUAUUUAUAUACUCUUAUUUGCAAUAUUUCGGUA